AUGGAGCUGCUGUUGGGCAUCUGGUACUUCCGGGCUCCAGGACCUCCCCUGCACUACCGGACCGUGCUGGGCAGCAGAGCUUGUGCCACCAUGGCAGCAGCUGCCUGGGGCACGGGGGUUCUCAAUGCUCUGCUGCACACUGCCAAUACAUUUUCACUGCCUCUCUGCCAAGGCAAUGCUGUUGAUCAGUUCUUCUGUGAAAUCCCCCAGAUCCUCAAGCUCUCCUGCUCACAAUCCUACCUCAGGGAAGUUGGGCUUAUUGUCUUUAGUGUCCUUGUUUUAUUUGGGUGUUUUGCCUGCAUUCUUUUCUCCUACGUGCAGAUCUUCAGGGCCGUGCUGAGGAUGCCCUCUGAGCAGGGACGGCACAAAGCCUUCUCCACGUGCCUCCCUCACCUGGCCGUGGUCUCCCUGUUUGUCAGCACUGGCUUUUUUGCCAAUCUAAGGCCCCCCUCUCUUUCCUCCCCAUCCCUGGAUCUGACAAUGGCAGUUCUGUAUUCGGUGGUGCCUCCAGCCAAUGAGAUGCCAGCAGGCACCACAGAGAUUAUAUAG
This is a messenger RNA of Gallus gallus (chicken), 549 nucleotides long. RefSeq names its product olfactory receptor 14J1-like. Gene Ontology annotation, cellular component: membrane. Lineage: Eukaryota; Metazoa; Chordata; Aves; Galliformes; Phasianidae. The transcript is spliced from 3 exons. Gene Ontology annotation, molecular function: olfactory receptor activity. The coding region runs from base 1 to 549 and encodes 182 amino acids. Gene Ontology annotation, biological process: G protein-coupled receptor signaling pathway. The record is from RefSeq and is a predicted model, not a curated record.